UACAGUAAUAUUUCACAGUUGAACAAGGAUCAGGUGACAAUGGAGAGUUGCAUUUUUUGGGACUGGUUUAAAGACAGUUCUAAGAUAUCACAGCGAUAUCACACAUCAUAGACGAUUAGUGCCUUUUGAGCUGUGCGAGGCCAUUUACCGUAACGCUUUGAAUAGUGGUGCAUUUCAUUUUGAAACGCGGUCCACGUGACCAUGUAAACACCGACCAGGUUGAAUGGAGCGAACUAACGGAGGGAGUGAAAUGAUUUACAGUUAAUGAUUCCAGAUCAGGAGAAGUGGUGUAGCAUCACUGUUGUGUUCAUCUUCCUCUUCCGUUUGUCGCCUGUCUGUCGCUCAAGUGAAAUGCAUUCUGGUAUAUGUGGCGCUCACAAGAGCGGCCAAACCUGCGCCUAUAUGUUUCUCGGUAAAAUGGGCGGGGUAAAUCACAUCCGGGUGUUUUGACCGUUUCCGGCGAGAAGCGGACUUUUGAAUUGGAAAAGUUCUUUGGCCGCGACCGAUGACGUUUCACAAAACCACACAAUAACGCGCAUCGAGAAAGAGCCCGAAACGCCGCGGGGAGCUGAUGACAAUUGGCCGCACGUGUGUUGACAUCCGGAUCCAACGAGCGGACUUUGCCUCAUUGGCCACUGUUUGUCAAACUCCGUCUGGAGGAAAGUGUGCACGUGUUGAAGUGCUCACGAGAAGUUGUGUCACGUCGAAUUAAAGUGAACGGCGGCUCGUGCUGAGCGAUGCUCACUUCUUCCUCGUGGAGCUAAACGUGCGGGAAGUUGCCUGGACGCCACCUUUCGCAGACCCCGUUACUCCUGUCCUCGGGUCUGAAUAUCAACGCCAUGGCAGGGGACAUGCUGGUCUGGAGGGGUCUGACCUGGAUGAAGCAGGUGGCCUGCAGAGCCUCACCAAGCGGCCUCCGCGGCCCCGGGUACCAGAGGCUGGUAAACUUCCAUCAUCCCGCCGGGUCAGCGAAGGAGACGUUCAACAGACCGCAGGACGUCUGCGUCCUCAGGUCCACAGCAGUGCAGCGUUACAGAUGUUCUGCCACUGGCGGCCCUUUCAGUGCACGUUACACAAGAAGUGUUACCGGCGGACAGGCGACGUGCAGCGGAAGAGCCGGCAGCAGGCGCGUGAGGUACCACGGCGACUGGUCCCGCCAGCUGCAUUCUGGUCAGACAAGGUUUUUUAACCAAGGCAACUCAACCCGGGGACCUCCUAAGCUGGUGGACGUCGAUGGAGCAGGAAGCGCCAAGAAAAAAGGCCUCAAGCAACAUAAACAAGUGCUCAGUGAAAGAGCCAGAGAGAGGAAAGUGCCUGUUACACGGAUAGGAAGGCUGGUGAAUUUUGGGGGACUGGCGCUUGGACUCGGCAUUGGGGCAAUCGCUGAAGUGGCCAAGAAGAGUUUCAAAUCCCAUCAAGGAGGGAAAGGUGAUGAUAAAUCCGUCCUGGGCUCAAGUGCGUUCCUCUCUGAAGCAAACGCUCAAAGAAUCGUCCGGACACUUUGCAAAGUUAGAGGUGCUGCUCUGAAAAUUGGACAGAUGCUCAGCAUUCAAGAUGACGCCUUCAUUAACCCUCAGCUGGCCAAAAUCUUUGAGCGUGUUCGACAGAGCGCGGACUUCAUGCCCACUAAACAGAUGAUGAAAGCCAUCUGCAGUGACCUCGGCCCAAACUGGAGAGACCAGCUGGACUGCUUUGAGGAGAAGCCGUUUGCGGCGGCGUCCAUCGGUCAGGUGCAUCUAGCCAGACUGAAGGACGGCAGAGAGGUGGCCAUGAAGAUUCAGUACCCUGGUGUUGCCAAGAGUAUCGACAGCGACGUGAAUAAUAUCAUGACGCUUCUGAGUUUAAGCAACAUGCUGCCUCAAGGUAUGUUUCCAGAGCACCUCAUUGAGGUCAUGAGCCGGGAGCUGGCCCUGGAGUGUGAUUACAUAAGGGAGGCCCAAUGUACCAAAAGAUUCCAAGAGCUGCUGAAGGAUAAUCCGUACUUCUACGUGCCCGACGUGAUCGACGAGCUGAGCAGCCCGCACGUCCUCACCACGACGCUGGUGCCGGGUUUCCCUCUGGACAAGGCCACCGACCUCCCCCAGGAGCUCAGGAAUGAGAUUUGUGAGCACAUCCUGACGUUGUGCCUGAGGGAGCUUUUUGAGUUCAGAUUCAUGCAGACUGAUCCAAACUGGUCCAACUUCUUCUUUGAUCCCCAAGCUCACAAAGUUGCACUCUUGGAUUUUGGAGCUACGCGGGGAUUCGAUAAGAGUUUCACUGACACCUACAUCGAGAUUAUUAAUGCUGCCGCCAAUAACGACCGAGAAGGUGUCCUACAGAGAUCCAGAGACAUGAAGUUCCUGACUGGAUACGAGUCAAAGGUGAUGGAGAACACCCACGUGGAUGCGGUGAUGAUCCUCGGUGAGGCGUUUGCUUCUGUGGAGCCCUUUGACUUUGGAGCUCAGAGCACCACAGCUCGUAUCCACAGCCUCAUCCCGGUGAUGCUGAGGGAGCGACUGACGCCGCCCCCCGAGGAAACCUACUCCCUUCACCGCAAGAUGGGAGGCUCCUUCCUCAUCUGCUCUAAACUCAAAGCUAGAAUAUCCUGCAAGAACAUGUUCCGCGAGAUGUAUGAGAAGUACUGGAGGGACGGACGCCCCGCGUGCACCAACCAACUCAAAGACCCGUGACCCAAAACCGUAUUUAGUCGCCCGUGUUGACCAGGACUCUCAGCCGGGCGAAGAUCGUGUCUACAUGGAUCUGUUGUUUACUAUCAUCUAAACUGUAAACCUUCACGUCCAGACUGUCUGUUGAAAUAAAUGUAAAACUCUAUUCACCAUUUUUACUUAUUGUUAUACUCAAACCAUUAAGACGCUAUUCACGUGAACAGUAUUAACCAAUUAUGGAUUUGUCUACUUUAAUGUGGUGUAAAACAUUUUCUAUUUGAAUUUAUACAGGUGCUACACAAUAUAGAAGUGUAAUACAUUUUUCAAUGAAGAUACUGUAAAUGUUCAUUUAUAUUCUCUCAGCUACUUCAUAAAUAAACCUUUAUAGUGUAAAAGCUGUCAACCUGAUGGAAAUCAUAUGAAUAAGCAAAGCUCAAACAAACAUUAAUGUCAAAUACCCUUUUGUUUCAAAUAGUCUCUAUUUGGAUUGUGACGGUGGAGAAGCCAAACUCUGAGCGCAGGAGCUUUGUUGCCUUCAUGAGGAUGAUCUGUGUAUCGGCAUCUUCUGAGGACACAAAUGUAGGAAAAUCAUUUCACUUGUCAACAAUCUUUUAAUCGCAUUGUUUGCUUGGUGUCCAGCAUUUCAGAUGUAUGUUUACAAAAUAAAAGCUACGCGGGUCAUACAAAUUCCAAUAGUAUGUUUAAAUGCUGCAAAACUGAAGGUUUUAAACGACCGUAAUACAUUAAGUCAUGAAUAAAAACAUUCUAAAGCGAA
This is a messenger RNA of Gasterosteus aculeatus aculeatus (three-spined stickleback), 3420 nucleotides long. It is a transcript of the gene coq8ab, whose product is annotated as coenzyme Q8A, genome duplicate b. Lineage: Eukaryota; Metazoa; Chordata; Actinopteri; Perciformes; Gasterosteidae. Gene Ontology annotation, biological process: ubiquinone biosynthetic process. The record is from RefSeq and is a predicted model, not a curated record.